Dentiscutata erythropus is the source of this 963-nucleotide messenger RNA. Lineage: Eukaryota; Fungi; Glomeromycota; Glomeromycetes; Diversisporales; Gigasporaceae. The record is from the annotation of a GenBank genome assembly.
AUGAAUACUUUUUUUCAAGCUAGACCUUCCAACUCAGCAAAUGUUCACGAAGAAAUUCCUCAGCCAUGGAUCGAGAAAUAUCGACCAAAAUCUAUGGAUAGUAUUAGUGCUCAAGAACAAACUGUGGCGGUACUUAAAAAGACUAUUGAAUCUCAAAAUCUACCUCACAUGUUAUUUUACGGACCUCCGGGAACCGGCAAGACAUCCACAAUUUUAGCAUUAGCUCGAGAACUUUAUGGUCCAAAAUUGAUGAAAACUCGAGUCUUGGAGUUGAAUGCUUCAGAUGAACGUGGAAUACAAGUUAUUAGAGAUAAGGUGAAAAAUUUCGCACGUACAGCAGUUAGUAAUCGUAGAGAAGCUGGUGAUUAUCCGUGUCCACCUUAUAAGAUUAUAAUUCUAGAUGAAGCUGAUUUGUUGACACAAGAUGCUCAGUCAGCUUUGCGGCGCGUAAUAGAAAAUUAUUCUAAAGUUACGCGUUUCUGUCUCAUCUGUAAUUAUGUGACACGGUUCAAACCUUUGGGCAUUUCAAACACCGUAUCACGACUCAAAAUGAUUUGCGAACAAGAAGUAGUAAACUGUAACCCACAGAUUUUGAAAGAAUUAGCAAAACUAUCUGAAGGAGACCUAAGAAGGGCUAUAAUGUAUCUUCAAAGUGCAUCUAAGCUUCACAAGGAGGAAAUGAUUACAUCAGAAUCAAUACGAGAAAUUGCAGGGGUUGUUUCAGACGAUUUAAUUAAUAAUUUAAUUGAAACCGCAAAAAGUGACAAAAACAAAGGUGGAAACGAAAUACAACUCGAAGAGGCAGUUGUUGAAAUUAUGAAUUCCGGAUUUUCAGCUAUUCAAAUAUUAUCUCAGGCCAGAAUUGGCGAAUUUAUAGGUCAAUUUGAUAAAUAUUUAGCGGACGGAACUGAUGAGCAUUUAGUUAUUACGAAUUUGAUCAGAGUUAUUGCGGAUACUAGCUAA